AUGUCGUACGACCAAUCAAUUUCAAAUAGAAACCAGACCUCUGCUGGUAUUGUUUAUCUACCAUCCACCUAUCAGCCAGAAACAUUUCCAAUGAGAAAUGAAUACCAUCAACCGUCCCUGUCAAGUCAUCCGAGUCUGUCAUUCAAAAACAAUCGAGUAGCACCACCACCACCGUAUUCUCAAGAUUACAAUGCGUAUGGACAGGCAAAUAACUUUUAUGGAACUCCAGGAUCGACUACACCAACAAGGCCACUGAUUCAGACAACGCGCAUGCAUCCGCAGAGGCAAUCGACGCUCCCAUCGGAUAAUCGUGAUGCAGAUGGCAUGCCGACAUCAUGGUGGUCGCAUCGGUUGUGUUUUGGUUUGACACGUUUAAGUGGAGCAAUCCUAUUUGGUACAAUGAUAGUUUUAGCUGCUGUAAGCAUCGCCGGUCUAAUCACGACAGUAGUAUUAUAUGUCAAUGAUACGACAUCGGAUCCACAGUGGAAAAUUCUAGGAAUGGUUGUCUGUGCCGUUAUGUUAAUAACAGUUAUUACUACCUUCUUGAUUUUUAUUUACUGCUACAAAAAUGGACACAUUCAUCUGUAUGAUAAUCAAAGUGAUCCGGUCUCAUCAGAAAAAUUUCAAGGAAGUAAUUCAAGACUAGGCUACAACGAUCAAAAGCCGAGGAAUGAUGCAACAAUACCGUCUUAUCACCAUCCACCAGGAAAUAGUUUCCCGCGAUCAGAUAACUAUAAUAAUCAACCCUAUAAUAGAUAUGGCACGAAUAGAAAUCCCCCUUCGGCAUCUCCGUAUGAAAAUGUUGUUCCCGUCGAAGACAAACUAACUAAUACAGAAAAUACCAUUUCUCCUCUACGACACAGAGAUUACAAACGAGGUGUUUGGCCAGCACCGAAUGCUUAUGGUGGUAUAUCACAUCGAUCAAAGGAACCACCAAGAAUGACACACCGUGUCACCCAAGCAUUGCCAAAUGAUAUUGAUCAGUCGAUGUCUCAACGAAGAAAUCUGCCCGUCAAAUUAAAUCCAUCAUCGAUGAAUCGGCAAGCAUUCGGUGGUCGCGCAGCGGCACUGCAACCAAACUAUGAAGUCAUUGAAGAAAUCUACGAAACAUCACGAAAACAAAGACCUGACGAUUAUGUCGAAUACAUUGAACCGCCUAAGCAAAGACGUGAGCAACCGGGUGUACAUUUAUCAAAACCAAGAUAUGGUGAUGUUGUUGUCAGACAUGUGAAAGUAUUCGAUGAAGCAAAUGGUGACGAAAACGGUUUUAAUACUGAUCAUUUUUAUAACUAA
Messenger RNA from Adineta ricciae, 1293 nucleotides. The record is from the annotation of a GenBank genome assembly. Lineage: Eukaryota; Metazoa; Rotifera; Eurotatoria; Adinetida; Adinetidae.